AGCAUACCAGGAAGAAAUGAUGACACUAAGCAAAGGAAAUCCUUUACCAAGAAGCAAUAAGCUAUACCAUCUCGAUGUCCUUUUGGACAGAGAUGACGUGCUCAAGGUGGGAGGAAGACUGCGGUGGUCAGCCCUUCCUAGUUCAUUUAAGCAUCCAACAAUCAUCCCCAGAGAGCAUCACGUCACAAAGCUGAUAAUAGCUCACCAUCAUGAAAGGAUCAAACACCAGGGCAGAGGCUUUACUAUCAAUGAAAUUCGGGCCAAUGGCUAUUGGAUCCCAAAAAUGAGUCAAGCUGUUUCACUCUACAUUCGCCAGUGUGUGAUCUGUCGGAAACUGAGGAGACCUGUGGAAGGACAGAGAAUGAGUGAUCUUCCUAGAGAACGGGUAGAGCCCUCGCCACCCUUCAGCUAUUGUGGCAUGGAUUGUUUUGGCCCAUUCACGACUAAACAGGGACGUAAGGAACAAAAAAGAUACGGAGUGCUCUUUACAUGUUUCAGCUCUCGUGCCAUCCACAUUGAGAUGCUAGACGAUAUGUCAACUGAUGCUCUCAUCAACGGUCUGCGUUGCUUUAUUGCACUGCGAGGCUCAGUCAGACAAAUUAAGUGUGACCAGGGAACCAAUUUUGUAGGUGCCAAAAAUGAACUGAAUGCAGCUCUACAGGAAGUCGACACUAAGAGAGUGGUAACCUUCCUUGCAGAAUACCAAUGUGAUUUUGCCUUUAAUGCACCUCAUGCUAGUCAUGCUGGUGGAGUAUGGGAGCGACAGAUAAGGACUGUAAAAAGUGUUCUCAACUCCACGCUUUCACUCACUCCUGGUAGGCUCAAUGAUGCUUCUCUAAGGACUCUAUUGUAUGAAGCUAUGACAAUCGUAAACAGUCGUCCUCUUACAACAGACAAUCUGAAUGAUCCAAAUAGCUUGGAACCACUAACCCCUAACCAUCUCAUCACCAUGAAAGCGAAUGUUGCAUUACCUCCUCCUGGCAAAUUUGUCAGAGAGGACUUGUAUGGAAGAAAACGAUGGCGCCAAGUGCAGUACUUGGCAGAACAGUUUUGGAGCCGUUGGAGAAAAGAGUAUCUCCACAACAUCAUGAUCAGACAGCGAUGGCAUGCACCCAAGAGAAACCUUCAAGUGGGUGACAUAGUGAUGGACACUAAGGAAAUGCAGUCAAGAUCUUCAUGGAGACUUGGAAGAGUGUCAGAGACUGUAUCAGAUAGGGAUGGACUCGUAAGGAAAGUCAAAAUGGUAGUAGGUGAUAGAUAUCUAAACAAAAGAGGUAAGCGCAUAAACAAAAUGUCUGUUGUGGAACGUCCUGUUCACAAGCUGGUUCUCAUACUGGAAAGUUCCUAAGUCAAAGAAUGUCUACAGUGUAUGUAGUGUUAUGAAAAUGGUUGUUCUCAUGAGGAAAUCAUUUGUGUUUGAGAAGUUGUGUACAAACACUAAAUAAUUUGGUGGGAGUGUAAAUGACCCCAGUGCAUAAUGUCUUAAACGUUAUAAGGUUUGCAAUAUGUAUUUGUUAUUCUAGCUGUUCAGUCGUUUCCUGUAAAGACGGAUGUUUUAUUUUGAAAAGGAAAGAACUCUUCACAUGUGAUGUCGAAAGGUAAUGAAAGGCGUAGCAAACAGCAGUGUAAGCUAAAGGAUUGACAGGAGAGGCAAACAAAGUAAGGAGAAAUCGGGAGAGUAAACAAGGAGUUUAGCUUCAGCUGAGAGAUGGCAACAAGCUCUUACGUUGGUCUGUAUGUAAUAUAAGCUGACGAAUAAAGGACAGAGACCAUCAGUUCAGGCUUACGUUUUCUUCAGCUGGAAGCUACAA
This is a messenger RNA of Archocentrus centrarchus (flier cichlid), 1811 nucleotides long. RefSeq lists its product as uncharacterized. The transcript has 2 exons. Gene Ontology annotation, molecular function: nucleic acid binding. NCBI's taxonomy places the organism in Eukaryota, Metazoa, Chordata, Actinopteri, Cichliformes, Cichlidae. Gene Ontology annotation, biological process: DNA integration. The record is from RefSeq and is a predicted model, not a curated record. Bases 17 to 1348 code for a protein of 443 amino acids.